Molecule: messenger RNA, 839 nt
Organism: Centruroides sculpturatus (bark scorpion)
Lineage: Eukaryota; Metazoa; Arthropoda; Arachnida; Scorpiones; Buthidae
Product: piggyBac transposable element-derived protein 3-like
Exons: 2
Coding region: 1-669 (222 amino acids)
Source: RefSeq, a predicted model, not a curated record
AUGCCGAACAGGUCGAACCAUUCUCCUAGUUUUUUCCUUUUGCUCACAAUACUCUCUUCGAUUUCGACAAAAUUUCCAGGUCCAUCUAAUUCUCCUUUCGUUGAACGCUGGGAAAAGAAAGAAAAAAAGUAUAUCAGCAUUGAUCGGCCAGAAGUCGUGAAACUCUACAACCACUCUAUGGGUGGUGUAGAUCUUUUUGACCAAUUGAUAAGUUAUUACAGGAUUUUUAUAAAAUCUAAGAAGUGGACACUGCGAGCAAUUUUCCAUGCUGUAGAUUUUGCAGUUGUACAGAGUUGGUUGGAAUACAGAACAAGUGCCAAAGCCAUUGGUGUACAACAGAAUAAAAUAAUGGAUCUCCUGCAUUUUCGUAUGAGACUGGCUUAUGUCCUGGUUAUGAGUGGUAAGGAAAUUUCCAGCAGAAAAAGAGGUCGACCAUCUGCCACAUCUCCAGAGACUUCUAAUCAAAGACGACGAGGAGAAACCAGACCUCCUGAAGAAAUUCAGUUUGAUGGAAUUGAUCAUAUGCCUCUUCACGAAAACGCUGCUUUGCCUAGCAGAUGCAAAUUUCCAAAGUGCAAAGGACGUUCUCGAGUAAAAUGUGAAAAAUGUGGGGUUCACCUUUGUUUAUCAAAGGAAAAAAAUUGCUUUCGUGCAUUCCAUGUAAAGUAACUGUGUUUAUUAUUUCUAACAGAUUACAAUAUAAACUCAAAAGCAUAGUUAAUAUUGUGUAUGUGUGAAUUAGUUGUAUUGAUUAUAAUAAAAAGUUCACAAUUUACGAUAUUGUGUAAAAAUAUUAUUCUGUAUGUUUAUGAUUUCAAUGUGAUUCAAUAUAGGUCGUG